This is a messenger RNA of Callorhinchus milii (elephant shark), 1085 nucleotides long. RefSeq names its product leukotriene B4 receptor 1-like. The transcript has a single exon. Gene Ontology annotation, cellular component: membrane. Lineage: Eukaryota; Metazoa; Chordata; Chondrichthyes; Chimaeriformes; Callorhinchidae. Gene Ontology annotation, biological process: G protein-coupled receptor signaling pathway. Gene Ontology annotation, molecular function: G protein-coupled receptor activity. The record is from RefSeq and is a predicted model, not a curated record.
AUGGCGCUGUCCAAUAUCCCUGUGGAUCAGAAUGCAACUCUUCACACUUUUAGACCAGUGCAAAAUGCAGUGAGCUGUGUUGUUCUUGGUAUCGUUUUUCUUGUAGGAUGACCGGGAAAUGCUUUAGUGAUCUGGAUUAUUCUUCGCCACAUUAAAACAAAAUCUCCCACUAUCCAGCUGAUAUUGCACCUGGCCUUUGCAGAUUUCAUCGUGCUCAUCACUCUGCCGCUGUGGAUUCAUUCCCUGGUCAAUGGCUGGGUCUAUGGAGAGCUGUUCUGUAAAACUGCGACCUUCCUCAUCUUCUGUUCUUUAUAUGCCAGUCUGUUCUUCAUCACCUUGGUGAGUGUCAAGCGCCUGAUGGCUGCGCUCUACCCAUUUGCUACUCAUGGAUUUAUUGGUAAAGCAAUCAUCAGUAUUUGGGUUUCAGCUUUUCUGAUUGCUAUUUAUUCUCUCAUUAUCCAAAAAUUAGAAAAUAGAAAUGGACAGCUAAAAUGUGUGACUUCCUACUCGUCCGGCCAGCAACAAAUAGUAAUUUGUCUGUUUAAGCUCUUGGUUGGUUUUGUCGUUCCUUUCACCACUCUGUUGGUCUGUUACACCAUUGUUUUCAAAAGAAUAAAACAAAUGACCUUUCAAACAAGAGGGAAAUCUGAAAAGUUAAUUAUAGGGGUUGUAGUAACUUUUGUACUUUGCUGGUCGCCUUAUCAAAUAACAAACAUCAUCACAAUUUCUUCACUGAUGAUCGAAAGCAGCAACUCUGAAUUUGCAUUGACAUUAAAAAACAUUGUUGAAACAAUGGAUAUUGUUACUGGAACCUUAGUUUUCAUCAGCAGCUGCAGUAACCCUAUUCUGUAUGCAUUUGCUGCCCGGAGAUUUAAGGCUGGGUUUAAAAUCUUAAGUUUUGCUAAACUCUUUGAAUAUAUAAACCGUCCUUCUGAAGAACUUCAAAAUCCAGGAAGGGACAAUGCAGAAGAAAACUCAGGAAGGGAAACAGAAGAACGAAUUGAUCCAUAAAACAUCUUAUCAUUAUAUAUGUAUGUUUUGCAACCACAAAUAAUAUGGAUUCAUUGAGCAUACUGCAAUUUAAA